Neltuma alba is the source of this 768-nucleotide messenger RNA. RefSeq lists its product as uncharacterized. The coding region runs from base 9 to 524 and encodes 171 amino acids. Lineage: Eukaryota; Viridiplantae; Streptophyta; Magnoliopsida; Fabales; Fabaceae. The record is from RefSeq and is a predicted model, not a curated record. The transcript has a single exon.
AGGGGUCUAUGCAUUUCAUGGCUGAAGCUCCACCUUUUGCAGACCUCCUCCUCUCUCUAGAACAAGCCACGUUCAUGUUAAAACAACUUCCCUCCGCGUCCGACCAAACCCAUCUCCUCCAAAUCUGCACUUCCCUUCACAGUGCCCAUCGCAAUCUCUCCAAUUUCCUCUCCACAAUCGAUUUCCCCCCUCCGCCACGCCCCCCGGCCGAACACUCCUUCUCCUCUGCCUCCGGCGUCAACCAAGAUGCCAACGGAAACGAACCCAUGGAGGUUGGGGAUGACGACGAUGAGGCUGAGGCAAACGUGGAGAUUUCCAGAGGCACAAUUGAGAAGGUCGAGGAGAAGAUGAGAGAUUGCUUCAUAAAGAACAAGCGACCGAAGCGGCCGCUUUCACCGUCCACUGCGGCGGCGGCAGAGGAGAGGCGGUUGUCCGAAGAUGGCUUGGUUGGGAGAGUGAAGGAUUUUGAUGCGCAUGCGAUGAGGUUGAGGGCUUUGGAUUUGGUGUAUCAGUUUCAUGGAUGAAAAGUACGGGCGAUUGAAGAAACACAGGCUAUUUAUUAGUCUUCAGCAUGAAGGCAGAGAUAUUCAUCAUUUUGUAGCCCUCAUAGGGCAGAUAGGCUGAACAUUGUUGUGGGUAACAUCGUAGUCUCCAUGUGCUCACUUUUUUGUUCUGGCUUUGACGAAAAUGACUAGAAGAGCUGCGGAGCUAAUUUUGUUUUGUGAGUGUUUUGCUUCAGAAUAGAAGAUCAAUUUAUCAGUCUUCAUA